CCCAGCGCAACGCGCCGUACUCUCCUUCUCCUCGACCAUGUUCUCCGUAGGAAGAAAGCUGCUGCUCUGCGCACUCAUCACCAUUCUCACGGUCUGCGUCAAGGUUAUCGCCCUCAAUGGCUUUCGCAAGGUCGCGCUCGGCAACGGUAUGAUUGGCGGCAACCCGUACAGUCUCAAGACCGAUGCUCAUCACAAGAGUCGUCUUCACGCGGACAAUCUUGCCAAUAAAAAGCUUUGCUCGUCUUAUACUAUGCUAGUGGCUCGUGGAACCCGUUCCUCACCAAAAACCGUGAGGCCUUUCGAGACCAUGCUCACCUGGAUACGUGAAUAUUUACCGGGCGGAGAGCUGUACCACGUGCAUUACCCCGCCGACGUCCAUCAAGAAUGGGGUCGAGGCUCGGACGAUAUCGUCGCUUUCAUCAGCAAAAGUACAUCGCCAUGCUUUUCCAUUCUCGGAUACAGCCAGGGCGCCGCCGCGGUUGUCGACGCCUUGCCAAAGCUUCCGCCAGCGGAUUUUAAGAGGGUCAAAGCUGUCGUCCUCUUUGGUAAUCCUCUGAAGUGGCCAGGCAAAGACUGCAUCAUCGACGAAAAGGGGCAAACUUCUACUCGCAACACAUUUGGACAGAAGGCUCACGGACGCAAAGACAAGUAUCAGCUGGUUUACGACAAAUGGGAGGGGAAAAUGCUCGACAUUUGCUACUUCAAUGAUGGUGUCUGCGGUGAUACGGACGGAAUUCACCCAAACACUCAUGCGCAAUACGAAGGCGAUAGCAAAGUGCAGAGCAUGGGCUCAACUUUCGUGAUCGAGCGGCUAUAAGGCCACAAACGCCAAAGAGACCAUUUCGUCACACAAAGGCGAAACGUGCACUCGGGCGAGGAAGCGCAAUUCUAGUGCGCUACAAUAGGCCAAUCCCCGAGACGAGGAGC
Acaromyces ingoldii is the source of this 927-nucleotide messenger RNA. Its product is annotated as alpha/beta-hydrolase. Bases 38 to 817 code for a protein of 259 amino acids. Lineage: Eukaryota; Fungi; Basidiomycota; Exobasidiomycetes; Exobasidiales; Cryptobasidiaceae. Gene Ontology annotation, molecular function: hydrolase activity. The transcript is spliced from 2 exons. The record is from RefSeq and is a predicted model, not a curated record.